This is a messenger RNA of Schistocerca cancellata (South American locust), 867 nucleotides long. RefSeq lists its product as uncharacterized. The transcript has 3 exons. The record is from RefSeq and is a predicted model, not a curated record. Lineage: Eukaryota; Metazoa; Arthropoda; Insecta; Orthoptera; Acrididae. The coding region runs from base 1 to 867 and encodes 288 amino acids.
AUGAAUAGAGAUGAGGGUAGGAGUGAAGUAGAAGUGAAAGCUGUAGGAUCCAGUCAGGAGAUGUUUGAGCUGAGUGAAAUUGUAGUCAGCAAAGAAACACCACGGCCACGGCCACUUUCAGAUGAAGAAAUUGUCACACUUUUGUAUGAAUCGGAUGCUGAAAAUGAUCCUGAAGUUGAGGACCUUGUGGAAGAUUCUACAGAUGAAGAUUACCAACCUGUCGCUAAUGUGGAGAGUGACAGCUCCAAGACUGAAGAUGAAGUUGCUGAACCAGGACCAAGCAGUAAUAUAAACAAUGCUAGAGAAGGACCUACCCUGGGUAAAAAAAGAACUGUGCCUCCUGUAAGUGGACCAAUACAGAAUCGACGUAGAAGAGGAGAACGAAGUGGGGGUUCACUUCCAGAAACUGUCUCAAAACUCCUGGGGAAGGACAGGAUCACGGAGUGGACUGUAGCAUACUUCAGCGUUACUACUCCAGGUAGGAUAGGUCAACAGAAUAUAUUGAAAGAAACAUGGGGACCGACUCCACACACAAAAUGGCACGUCUCAGAUGAUAAUGAUUCGAGUGCCUGGCGCCUUUUAGUUGAUCAAUCAAUGUUGAAACGCAUAAAGAAAUGCACAGAAGCAGAGGCACAACAGCUUCUUGGAAAUGAUUCCUGUAGUUUGCAUUUAGAAGAAUUAGAUGCAUUUGUUGCUUUAUCAUAUGUUCAUGGUGCACUAGGUGCCAGAUGUAUUGAAGUAGAUGAGUUGUGGUCAAAAAAGUGGGGAGCUCCAUUUUUCACUGACACAAUGAGCAGAAACAGGUUUCAAGAAAUUUUGAAAUAUCUGCUUUUUGAUGAAAAAAACAUACACUGUUGGAACAUUUGA